Molecule: messenger RNA, 1624 nt
Organism: Callorhinchus milii (elephant shark)
Lineage: Eukaryota; Metazoa; Chordata; Chondrichthyes; Chimaeriformes; Callorhinchidae
Gene: nfkbiab
Product: nuclear factor of kappa light polypeptide gene enhancer in B-cells inhibitor, alpha b
Exons: 6
Coding region: 90-1076 (328 amino acids)
Molecular function (GO): protein binding
Source: RefSeq, a predicted model, not a curated record
CCCCCCCCCGCAACCCUCUCACACCAUCACCAACCCUCCUUCUCCUCCUCUGCCAACUCCACUUGUAAACCAGGACCGAUCACACAACGAUGGAUAACUUAUACGCGAGAGAUAUGGACUGCGACAAUUGCAAAGGGGUCGUCGAUCAGGGCAAAGCGGACUAUAAGUCGGGGUCCGGGCUGCCCUGGGUGGCCGGGAAGCAGACCGGGGCCGCUGAGGAUCGCUGCGACAGUGGGAUCGGAUCUAUGAACGAGAAGGAUGAGGAGAUGCUUCGGGAAAUCCAAGAGUUGAGCUUAACAGACAAGAGACCGGGAAUGGCAGAAAGCGCCCCGUGUUGGAGAGACUUUGUGUCGGAGGAUGGAGACACAUUUCUCCACCUGGCAAUCAUCCAUGGAGCCACGGAUAUAGUGGAUCAGAUCCUCAAGAACACAGUGGAAGGCGACCAAUACCUCAGCAGUCAGAAUUACCUGAAACAGACCCCCCUGCAUUUAGCAGUGAUCACAGAUCAGCCGCAGCUCGUGCGACAUUUACUUUGGUCCGGAGGUGACCUGGGCCUGAGGGACGUGAAAGGAAACACUCCUCUGCACAUCGCGUGUGAGAUGAAUUCAUCCUGCGUGCAGGCAAUCAGCGAAUGCUCCACAAGGCUCCACAUUCAAAGUCUCUUGGACAACAGAAACUACAAUGGACUCACUUGUUUGCACUUGGCAGUCAAAAACAGACAUUAUCAGAUGGUGAACUAUUUAAUUCAGCUGGGAGCUAACAUCAAUGCACAGGAAACAUCAAGUGGCAGGACAGCUUUGCACCUCGCAGUAGAAGAGCAGGAUGCUGACAUGGUGUCGCUGCUGCUGGUCUGUCGAGCUGACCCCAAUGCAUUGAUGUACAAUGGCUGCACAGCGUUCCACCUGACCGUGGGCAGAGACAACCACAAAAUCCAGAUGGAGCUGAUGAACGUAACAGACCCAUCACUGUUGAUCAUGAAUGAGGAGGAUUAUCUGUGGGAACCUGAAUCGCCUGAGAAAGAGCUCACAUUUAGUUACGAUGACUGUGUGAUUGGUGGUCACCUAUUGAGCUGCUGAAGAUUCCCCUUGUACCUCCACUCAGAAACAUUUGGACUUUAUUUAAAAGAAAAAAAAGAUUGAAGGUGCAUGGCUGCCCAUUCUACCACAGAGUUACGAAAGAACUUCAAUGUCGUACACUAAGAAUUUCAACACUUGCAGUCGGCAGCUCAUGUUUUUUUAAGAAUUUUAAAAACACAAAUACUGUAAUUUAAAUGAGUUUAAACAGCAAGAGACAUUGAGUUCCAUUGCAGCAUUACAGAACCUUAGAAUGAAAUGGAGCCAUGCUGUGGUGUGAAGUGAUGUGUUGAGUAGAAUAUGUCUUUGACCACUAUGACUGGGUAUAAGAUAACUGAAAUGAUGUAAAAAAAAAUUACAUCUGUCUGAGUGAUGGUUUCCAACUGUGCACCAAUAUUUUUAAUAUCAAUAUUUCAAUAAUGUAUAUAGUUUGUAAAUUAAUGUAAAAUUUGUAAAAAUGUUUUAUUUUUUUACUGUUGUAAAAUUGGAUGGAUAUAGAGUUCUUGGAUAUUUAUUCAUGUCAAUUAAAACUUACAAAACUGAAAAUGAAA